AUGGCUGUGCGACAGUCAAGUGAUUUGGCAAAAUUCAAAGAAUGCUUAAAGCAAGCUAAAGAUGUUGUGAUACUUUCUGGUGCCGGUAUAAGUGCCGAAUCUGGUAUACCAACAUUUCGAGGAGCUGGUGGUUUCUGGAGAAAAUACCAGGCAUCCUCAUUGGCGACUCCAGAAGCCUUUCAAACUAGUCCAAGUUUGGUUUGGGAAUUUUACCACUACAGGCGAGAAGUCGCUGCGAAAGCUCAACCUAACGCUGGUCAUAUGGCAAUUGCUAAGUAUGAAUCAAACCAUAGUUCAGAUAAAAAUGUUACCAUUAUUACACAAAAUGUUGAUGGUUUGCAUGCAAGAGCUGGCACAAAAAAUCUUAUAGAGUUACAUGGUAACCUGUAUAAAACCCGCUGUACUAAAUGUAAAGAAGUUCUUGUGAACUUUGACAGCCCUAUUUGUGAGGUAUUAGCUGGUCGUGGAGCUCCAGAUACCAAUGUAGUGGGUUCUGAUAUACCUGUUAAAUCAUUACCACAUUGCAAGAAAAGUAACUGUGGAGGUCUACUUAGACCUCACAUUGUGUGGUUUGGUGAAGGCCUGGAAUCUGCUGUGCUAAAGAAAGCUGAACAAGCUAUGGACAGAUGUGAUGUCUGUCUUGUUGUUGGCACAUCAUCGGUUGUAUACCCAGCAGCUAUGUUUGCCCCACAAGCAGCAGCCAGAGGUGCCGUAGUAGCUGAAUUUAAUAUAGAAACAACUCCAGCCACACCCGAUUUUCAUUAUUACUUUGAGGGACCCUGCGGAACAACUCUGCCUAAAGCUUUAGAGGAUUGA
Molecule: messenger RNA, 816 nt
Organism: Pieris macdunnoughi
Lineage: Eukaryota; Metazoa; Arthropoda; Insecta; Lepidoptera; Pieridae
Source: the annotation of a GenBank genome assembly